This is a messenger RNA of Solanum verrucosum, 1383 nucleotides long. Its product is annotated as F-box/LRR-repeat protein At3g48880-like. NCBI's taxonomy places the organism in Eukaryota, Viridiplantae, Streptophyta, Magnoliopsida, Solanales, Solanaceae. The record is from RefSeq and is a predicted model, not a curated record. The coding region runs from base 427 to 1383 and encodes 318 amino acids. Gene Ontology annotation, molecular function: protein binding. The transcript has 4 exons.
GGCAAAAUAUGACAGAUUCCAUCACAGCUCCCUCUCCGACAACCUAUAUUACUUUCUACUAUGUUGUUUCGUAGAUUUCUGGUUCAGCUGAUCAUGGUCACCACCAGAGAUUUCGAGGAAGAGAUGCCACGCACAGUGAUUUUUGAAGAGGAAUUGAUGGGUCUGAUUCAAAGAAGAUGGCAAUCAAGGCUCAGAUCUAUCAGGAGUUUAGGAGAUUGAAGUUUUUGUGAUGGAGGGAGGAGAUUUUCCUGUUAGGAGAUGGGAGGACCUUGAUAAUGAUAUCUUGGUGAAGAUACUCCAGUUUUUUGACCUUUUUGAAUUGUCUGCUGGACUUGCUCAUGUUUGUAAUGUGUGGCGAUUGGCUCGUUGUGAUCAACUUCUGUGGGAGACGCUGAACUUGUCGGAGUUUAGGAGAUUGAAGCUUUUAUGAUGCCGUUUCAAAAACAAGAAAAGAUUGAAGUUGUUGUGACGGAAGGAGGAGAUUCUCCUGUAAGGAGAUGGGAGGACCUUGAUAUCGAUAUAUUGUUGAAGAUAUUCCAGUCCGUUGACCUUUUCCAGUUGAUCUCUAUAAUUCCUCAAGUUUGUCGGUCAUGGCAAUUGGCUUGUUCUGACCAACUUCUCUGGAAAACGCUGGAUUUGUCAGUAAUGCAGUCAAAUUUUAUUAGAAUUACAAUACCACCGUAUGUAUAUGUCGACAGUCUAUCUCGUGAAAAAUUGACCCACCUCCUAAAGAUUUGUUUGAACCUUAGUCGUGGAAACAUACUGACAUUGAUCUUCCAUUUCAAUUUGUAUGUUGACAACAAUCAAUUGGCUUAUACUGCCAAGAGGUGUCCAGGGCUUAAACGCCUUGUUAUGCCUGCUUGGGAAAAACUAGAAAAGGCAACAAUAUGCAGUGCUUUUCGUAAAUGGAAAGAUCUUGAAUCACUGAUGAUGCCUAGUUUAGAAGAACCUGCAUAUAUCAUCAAGAAAAUUGGAAGGAGUUGCAAAAAACUUUCUGAAUUGAAGAUUAUGGGUCCCUGUGAUAUGCUGUUGGCCUCUACACUGGUAUCAUUUCUUCCGAACUUGAAAGUGUUGAGUGUGAGGUGUACGGAGUUACCUAAACCUGCUUUGGUUAUUCUCUUAGAGGGAUUAAAACAGUUGAAAGUGCUCAACAUAUCGCAUUGCAUAAUUACUGAAGACCUUCCUCCACCUGCACCAAUGAAAAUUCUGACCGAGCUUGAUGAAUCCAUUCUCGAAAAAGCAUCUAGGUUAGACAAAUUCCUAACCUGCAUGAGUGACUCAUGCAUCAUGUGUCAGCGCACUCGGAAUGAUGAAGGGUUCAUGAAGUGGUAUAAGUAUGCAGACCUCUGGAAAGUGGAUGAAGUGAAGUCUCUUGCAAUUUGA